GACAAGAAGUUGGAAGAGGUGAGGAAGAACAAAGAAACCAAAGACCCCUCAGAAGGAACCUCGGAGGACUGAGAGGAACAAAGGGGGGAUUGUAUAGGGUUUUUUACGUAUCCAAAGAUUGAUUUAUUUUUUGUUCAACCAGUAUUGUUUUUCACUCUUCACCUUUUUGAAAUACAAGUUGUGAAUAUUUCAGAUCUCCUGCUAUAAGUGUACUUGCGCUGGUUGUACAUGUGGAUCAUUCCUCCUCGUGUUUGUUCGGUAAUCAUCAGAUCUGUAGCUUUUGUCCUAGCAGCUUCAGCCCUUUUUGGAAACUUAACGGUGUGUUCUUAUACCUUCUUAUGAAGCAUGUUUCUAUGCAUCAAUCUUUUUAUUACCACUGGUUUCAUAGUGCGUUUUAAAACUGUCUGUGAACCACACCUGUUCUUGGCACUUACUGUAUAUUUCAAAAGUAGCACAAGGUUCGAUUGAGGUGUCUAACGCAGCUUUGUUACCAAGAUUCUGCUGAUUUUUCUUCUGCAGGUCAUGUUUUUGUGCCACUGCUGAUUCUUGGCUCUUGUAAGUAAAUAUGAGGGUAAUCUUCAAAGCACAUGGCUUUUUGCUGUAAAGCUGUGAAUUAACAUGGAAGUGGAAAGAAGAGGGUUCAUCGCCAACAUCACCAAGCAGGUGUUUACACAUGGAAUGCGAAAGAGCAAUACACUUGGCAUUUCAAUAGAAAGUGACUAGUUGACUUGAUUUGUGGUACUGAAACAAAUAAAGUGUAAACUUCUUGAUUGCUGUUA
Messenger RNA from Austrofundulus limnaeus, 779 nucleotides. RefSeq names its product stathmin. Gene Ontology annotation, cellular component: cytoplasm; neuron projection. Gene Ontology annotation, biological process: neuron projection development; microtubule depolymerization; regulation of microtubule polymerization or depolymerization. The record is from RefSeq and is a predicted model, not a curated record. Gene Ontology annotation, molecular function: tubulin binding. Lineage: Eukaryota; Metazoa; Chordata; Actinopteri; Cyprinodontiformes; Rivulidae.